CAGUCCGUAGUGAGAAGCAUGGCGACCGGUGCAAGUGAGUCCGGAGCAGAUAUAGAAGAAGACGCGGCGCAGCUACAGUUUCCCAAGGAGUUUGAGAAUGCGGAGACCCUGCUGAACUCGGAGGUGAACAUGUUACUGGAGCACAGGAAGCAGCAGAACGAGAGUGCGGAGGAGGAGCAGGAGUUGUCAGAAGUCUUCAUGAAAACCCUGGGCUACACCUCACGCUUCAGCAGGUUCAAGAACAGGGAAACUAUAGCCGCUGUCAGAAGUUUACUUAUGCAGAAGAAGCUCCACAAGUUUGAGUUGGCAGCGCUGGCCAACCUCUGUCCAGAGUCAGCCGAGGAGGCUAAAUCACUCAUUCCAAGUCUUGAAGGCAGAUUUGAAGACGAGGAGCUACAACAGAUCUUAGAUGACAUACAGACCAAGAGAAGUUUCCAGUAUUAGGAUAGAUAAAUGUACAUUCUCUUUAUUAACAUACAUUGUGUUUCUAACUGUAAAAUAGGCCUAAACAGGUCUACAUGUUUUGAUGUGCAUCUUUGGGACUGUAUUUUGUCUAUUUAGCCAUGUUAGCAGCAGUUUAAAAAACUGCCUUGAUAAAGAGGGGGUUAAGUCAUGUAAAACAAUAAUGAUGGAUGAAAAUAUAACAAGCUUUUGGUAAUGAAAAAUUUAAACUGUUCUCCAACUCAAAAUUUGACUCACCAGAAAUUUUC
Molecule: messenger RNA, 710 nt
Organism: Branchiostoma belcheri (Belcher's lancelet)
Lineage: Eukaryota; Metazoa; Chordata; Leptocardii; Amphioxiformes; Branchiostomatidae
Product: DNA-directed RNA polymerase II subunit RPB4
Exons: 4
Coding region: 19-444 (141 amino acids)
Biological process (GO): transcription initiation at RNA polymerase II promoter; positive regulation of translational initiation; nuclear-transcribed mRNA catabolic process, deadenylation-dependent decay
Cellular component (GO): RNA polymerase II, core complex; P-body
Molecular function (GO): translation initiation factor binding; nucleotide binding
Source: RefSeq, a predicted model, not a curated record